AUGGAAGCAAGCUGUAUCAGAGUGCAGGAGGAGAAGGUCUUGAGGCUUAGAGGCUCCAACUCUUGUACAGUUUGCAAGAAGGCGAAGGCAAAGUGCGACGAAGCUCGUCCUUGCUCUCGCUGCAAGCGCCUGAAGCGAGAUUCUGCAUGUACGUAUGACGAGCUGCGGCUGAUGCGGGUGAACACGUUGGACAACGAGGAGGGCCUUGAGGUGGAGGAGUGCGACGACGAGUCAGAGUCAACAUCUCCGAGCAUGAAUGUGCUGCACUCACGGCAGGGUGAACGAGGUGGAGGAGCAGAAGAAGAGGCUAUGCAAGUAUGGAUGAAACCACAUGCGGGAGCUGUAGACCCACAUGGUUGGCAGAAUGUGGAGAUAGAAAAGCCGCUUGACUUCUGGAUCCGAAGCCUGUCCUUCGACAAGCCGUCGCUGCUGCGGGACCACAUGAACUCCAUGGGCUGGCCAGAUCGAGUGCUGGCGAGGCACUGGGAGUUCGGCUUCAGCUCGCAGGAGCUGAUGAACAUCUUCGUCUCGCUUCCUGGGCAUCUGCAGCAGGUGACCCGACGGGCACUGCACGCGAUCGAGAUCCUCGUGGCGGACCUGGUAGAGAAGCAAGGUCGAGGGCUGCAGCGGCAGCUGCUGAUGGAGAGCGAGACAGUGUCGGAGCAAGAUCUGGAGCUUGAGCGAGCGUUCUACAGGGAUCAGAGCUUCGGGACGGUCAAGCAGCAUCUGCAUCCGUCUACGGGGAAGCGAGCGCACGUGUACAUAUCGGAUACUCUGUGCAAGAUCGUCGGACUGCACGCGGAGGAGGUACUGGCGAGGAUCGCGAACAGGGAGCUGUCACUGGUCACGACGGAGUUUGAGUACUUCUGCUACGUGAUGUUCGGGACGUGGUUGUACGCGACGAGCCCAGGACAGCCCCUGGUUCUCCCCAUUCGUGUGCGAAACCUGGGAGACAAACAUGGUGAUACGAGCUGCUUGUUGGCGAAGUUUGUGCAGCAACAGGAGUUCGACUGUCAUGGGCGGGUGAAGGCGAUGAAGUCAUACGUGCUUCCAGUGGACAAGGACAGCUUCAUUGCCUCCAAAGAGCCCGCGGGCAGUCCCUCGGCCUUGUUCGAGAAGCACAUGUGCGGGGGAAGAGACUACGAUACAUUGCUGAACGACUUCGAGGCGGACAUGUUUGCGGGGGCGACGAUCUUGGGGAUGCAGAAGUCGAAGCAAGGGAUGCAGCGACUGGAGGCGCUGGGAAGGGAUUUGGAGCGGAUGUUCCAGCCAUUGGUGGAGCAUGCGGAGAAGAUCCUAGAAGAGAAGGCGCGAGCGAGGUCGUGA
Guillardia theta CCMP2712 is the source of this 1326-nucleotide messenger RNA. RefSeq lists its product as hypothetical. Gene Ontology annotation, molecular function: DNA-binding transcription activator activity, RNA polymerase II-specific; RNA polymerase II cis-regulatory region sequence-specific DNA binding; zinc ion binding. The coding region runs from base 1 to 1326 and encodes 441 amino acids. The transcript has 3 exons. Gene Ontology annotation, cellular component: nucleus. Gene Ontology annotation, biological process: regulation of transcription by RNA polymerase II. NCBI's taxonomy places the organism in Eukaryota, Cryptophyceae, Pyrenomonadales, Geminigeraceae. The record is from RefSeq and is a predicted model, not a curated record.